AUGAGAGAAGUUAAUUUCAGCAUCCCAAAUGUCAACAAGGCAUCGGUGGGCAUCACCACCGCCUUGUAUGACCGACGAGCUCUCGAUUGCACAUCGACCCUCCCGCUUAUCAAUUCGCUCAACCACCUCGCUUACCUCACCACCUCCUCCGCCCGCAUAAGGGAUAUCCUAACCGUCGAUGGAGGUGUCGAACGAUUGGUAUGCCUUCUCAAGGCGGGCAGAAGCAAGGAUAUGAUGGACAUUUGGAAAUGGAAUUUGGCCUUCCAAUGCGUUGUCAAUAUCGGGGUCAGAGGGUCCGAGAACGUCCGCACCAGAGUCGUAGAGGCAGAUAUGGUCCCAGUGAUUGCAACAAUACUCGAUAAUUACAUCAAGGUCGUAGAUAGAUGCCGCGAGAAAGCGGAGGAGGCGAAAAGCAAGGCACUUCAGGAAUCGCGUGCUAGCGGCUCCCGAGGCGAGCAGAGAAGCUCUCACAAAGGCGCCUCGUUCGGAAACCGUGCUUCACGAUUCGAAUCAGAAUUUCGUGCGUCACGCCGACAAGCUCCCCCGCCAUCGAUUGAUAUCCCAGCAAAUCUUGGGGAUGCUCCCUUGACCGCACGUUCAGAUGCCAUGGACACGACUCCAACCGGACCUCAAUUCGCUCUUACUUCCCCUCCUGAAAGAACUACGUUCGCCGCUCACCGACAUCACCACCACCACCACCAUCAUCACAGAGGGCAAGAUGCCCGACAACAUUUCUUACCUCCAUCCCGCCAUAAUAUUCAGCCUCUCGCAACAGCAGUCCCGUCAAUGGAUACCACCGAUGGGUUUAAUCUCAGACCCGUCCGUGAUGUGGAUCGUCUGCCGUCAAUGGUCCCUGGAUUUCAUGGUGGCCUCACGUCUCAGCCCGAAUCUCCAACCACACCACUCCCUCCAAAUCAGUUAAGGUCGCCAAGCGUCCGCCCGACGUCAAUGUCAGCGCACACAGCUCGCUCUCGGAGAAGGCCAUCGAUUCGCCACCAAGCAUCCAUGGUUGGGGAGGCAGAAGACCCCAAUGCUGAUAGCAUGGCCUCCGAUGAGUCUGGAGAGGCCGAGAUCUCAGCCGAGCGGGCAACUGAUAUGCAGUCGCCCGUUAAUAUUCAAGACAUUAGCAUGGACGAAGGAGAUAGCAUGCUCACAGCCGUUGAGACACCGCUUGGGUUAACGACCCCUACCGUUUCCGAAGCUCCAGAUGCCGGGACAUUUAAUAUCACCCACCGCUCGGCGAUGGAUGGCUCCACCACCCCAACGGGCCCAACGAUGGGUCUCUCCCCUGCCCAACCUACAACUGCAACAACACCUCCUGCGAUGCCUAAUGCUACGAUUCCCCGAUAUCUCCUUGACCGCCCCACCCCAACUAAUGGUCAAGUCCUAGCUGCAAUGCCCAGAGACGAAGACGUCCUUAUGUCACUCCAACUACUCGCAUAUGUUUCCAAAUACUGCAACUUGCGUUCUUACUUCCAGCGGUCACAUCUCGUUCCGAAACUGAAGAUCGGUUCUGAAUUGAACUUCCUCGACGGCAGCGAAAGCCAAGCCUUCUCCUCAUCGUCCUCGUCACCGACAUCCUCCCACUCCGCCUGCGACUCCGAAGAGGAGGAAUACCUCCUUCCAGACGACUUUAACAUCUUCCCUCUCGUGGAGAAAUUCACUGUGAGGCAUCAUAGCCAGGAUAUGCAAUACUGGGCUGGAGUUGUGAUGCGGAAUCUAUGCCGCAAGGAUGAUAGUCGGGGCGGGAUCAGACAAUGUGCCUAUUAUCAAUGUGGCAAGUGGGAGGAAUACACACGCCAAUUCGCUAAGUGCCGGCGGUGCAGAAGAACGAAGUACUGUAGCAAAGAGUGCCAGAAGAGCGCGUGGGUAUUCCACAGGCAUUGGUGUGUGGCUGCUACACAGUAA
Messenger RNA from Venustampulla echinocandica, 1908 nucleotides. RefSeq lists its product as uncharacterized. Bases 1 to 1908 code for a protein of 635 amino acids. Gene Ontology annotation, cellular component: MUB1-RAD6-UBR2 ubiquitin ligase complex. NCBI's taxonomy places the organism in Eukaryota, Fungi, Ascomycota, Leotiomycetes, Helotiales, Pleuroascaceae. The transcript has a single exon. Gene Ontology annotation, biological process: establishment or maintenance of cell polarity; ubiquitin-dependent protein catabolic process. The record is from RefSeq and is a predicted model, not a curated record.